This is a messenger RNA of Trifolium pratense (red clover), 1476 nucleotides long. Its product is annotated as abscisic acid receptor PYL4-like. Lineage: Eukaryota; Viridiplantae; Streptophyta; Magnoliopsida; Fabales; Fabaceae. Gene Ontology annotation, cellular component: cytoplasm; nucleus. The coding region runs from base 480 to 1160 and encodes 226 amino acids. Gene Ontology annotation, molecular function: signaling receptor activity; protein phosphatase inhibitor activity; abscisic acid binding. The record is from RefSeq and is a predicted model, not a curated record. The transcript has a single exon. Gene Ontology annotation, biological process: abscisic acid-activated signaling pathway.
GGAGGGAGAAGCAAAAGGUUGGAGUUUGAAAUAAAGAAGAAAAAUAAAAAAUGGAUAAUUGAUAAAACUAAGACCAAAUACAUUUGCAAGUUGAUGAUCCACUUGCAUAACCAUGCGUAAGCUCCUUUGUGGCUUUGCAAGAAAUCAAUAACAACAACAACAACAACAACAACAACCUUGUGUAACCAACCCAACCUCAUUCCCACCAUUCCUACUUUCUCACCCUUAUCUCACGGAGCUGAAAAAAGAAAAAACAACCUUAACUACACCAAAACUAUAUUGCAACUUGUUCUAUACAAAAUAUAUUACUCACAUAACACCUUCUCUUCUCUCACUUCAUAUAUAGCUUUCUUCAUUUUCUUCACAAACACAAAUGCUCUCAUACUCAUAUCAUAUCUUUAAAGAGGAAAAAGAAGAUAUUUUCUUUUUUUAGUUUUAGUUUUUUAAGUAAAUAAUUUAUAAAAAAAAAAAAUCAAAAAAUGCCUUCUUCUUCUUAUUCUUCUUCUCUUCAGCUCCAGAGAUUCAAUCCUACAACCGAUGCAACAACCUCAGCAGCCAUAGCCAACGGUGUAAACUGCCCUAGACAACAACAAACCCCACCACCAACGGGGGCGCGUCGUCUUAUAAUACCAUUUCCAGUCUCUCUUUCAUCCAACGACAGCUUAGCACUACACCACGCGCAUAUGGUGGGACACAACCAGUGUUGCUCCGUCGUAACUCAAACCAUCACCGCCCCCGUCUCCGCCGUAUGGCCGGUGCUUCGACGCUUCGACAAUCCACAAGGAUACAAAAACUUCAUCAAAAGUUGCCACGUCAUCACAGGUGAAAACAUGAACGUCGGCAGCGUGCGUGAGGUUCGCGUAGUUUCCGGACUACCAGCCGAGUCAAGUACAGAAAGGCUGGAGAUUCUUGAUGAUGAACGCCACGUCAUCAGUUUCAGCGUUGUUGGUGGGGACCACCGAUUGAGAAACUAUAGGUCGGUGACGACGCUUCAUUCUGUCGACGGAAAUAGGACACUUGUCAUUGAAUCAUACGUCGUUGAUGUACCGCAAGGUAACACCAAAGAGGAAACGUGUUUUUUUGUUGAUACAAUCGUACGUUGUAAUUUACAGUCAUUGGGUCAGAUCGCUGAGAACAUGGUCAGAAACUCUGACCAAUGAUAUGAAUAGAUGAAUCAACUCUCUAUUUUUAUUUUAUUUUUUUUAAUAAUUUGUUGGGUUGGGGUUUUAUGGUGUUUUUGUUUUGAAUAUGGGUAUGGAUCUUGUAAUCAUUAUUGUGAUUUUAGAUGCCAGCCUGUAUUUGAAAUUAAUGGAUGAAUGGGUUGGGUAGAUCGAUCUUUAGGGUUUUUUUUUUUUUUUUCUUUUCUUUUUCGGAUGGCAAAUGUUGUUUGAAAUUGAAUAUGAUAUGUACAUAUGCUGAUAUGCUGCAUAAAUGAUGUAUUUAUGUUCAUAUGAUAAUGUUGUUUUUCUUCUUUCA